AUUCGCAGAUAAUUUUUUCCCCUACUAUUAUUAUCACAUAAAAAAAAAGGAGACAAGAAAUAUGUUUUAAAAAGUAAAUGUGAAUUUGAUUCGUAAAAAUGUUUGAACGAUAUAAAAAAAAAUAAAUAAAUAAAGUGUAACUCGUAAUAUUUUACGAUACUUAAUAUAAGAGUAAAGCAAAGUGUCGUUAUAUGUAUAUAUAUAUUGUUGAGCAAAUAAAACUCGUAAAGGUGCCUCAGGAUUUGAAAUAGGAAGAAUAUAUAUUUCAUACCGCAAAACUCGCGUGAAAUUUAUAUUGUUUGGGUAGAAAAAAAAAUAACAACGUGACAAUUUUUUUUUUUUUUUUCUUUAAAUUACACGACUUUUAUAUCAGACAAUAAGAUAUUUCUAUAUAUAUAUAUGACACAAGUGAACAAGCGGAAAUGUAAUUUCAUUUACUUUUUCCCCAAUGUCUGACAAUUUGAUGAAAAUAUUUUUCUCGAUUGUCACAAAAAUAACGGAUUAUUUGCAAAAAAUGUAUUCGUGACCCCUGAAAUUAAAAAAAAAAAAAAUUACCAACAUUUAACAAAAAAAAAAAGUGACAAGAAUUUUCAUGGCUUCAAUCGUAGAUACAGGACAAAAAAAACAAUUUCAAGGGGUUGAAGCAAAUCAAAUUGAUGAUCCGAUCGAGUAGAGAAAAAGGGAGGACCCGUUGGUGUCGAUCAUGAAGCAACGAGUCCUGCUCGCCUUCGCCAAUUUAAUUACAUCCUACGCCUCAUUUCUCGCUGCAACUGGACCGAAAGCAUCGACUCGUCAAAGAACACAGAGCAAUAAUCACAGUAAUAUUAGUGAACUUUUGGAUAAUUUGUUACGCGGUUACGAUAACAGUGUAAGACCAGAUUUUGGAGGUCCUCCUGCUACCGUUGAAGUUGAUAUUAUGGUCCGAAGCAUGGGACCCAUUUCGGAAGUUGAUAUGACCUAUUCAAUGGAUUGUUACUUCCGGCAAUCGUGGGUCGAUCGACGUUUGGCAUUUCAAGGAAACAAAGAACAUCUGGCACUAAGUAUUUCCAUGCUUCAACGAAUCUGGAAGCCAGAUACAUAUUUUUACAAUGGAAAACAUAGUUACCUUCACACCAUCACUAGUCCCAAUAAAUUUGUCCGACUUUAUAAAGAUGGUCGUGUGCUCUACAGUUCCAGGCUCACAAUUAAAGCUGGUUGUCCAAUGAAUUUAGAAGAUUUUCCCAUGGACACUCAGAGAUGUCCUUUAAAAUUUGGCAGUUUUGGUUACACAACGCGUGAUGUAAUCUACCGAUGGAACACUGCAAGACAAGUUGCCAUUUCUAAAGAUAUGAAACUUUCUCAAUUUGACUUAGUGGCAAAUCCAACAGCAAAUCAAUCAACUGAACCUUCACUGGCCCAAAAAGAAUAUUCGAUGCUUUUGGUAUCCUUCCAUCUUCAGAGGCACAUGGGAAACUUUCUGAUACAAGUAUAUGGACCUUGUGUUCUACUAGUGGUUCUUUCGUGGGUCUCCUUUUGGCUCAACAGAGAAGCAACUGCUGAUCGAGUUUCUCUCGGUAUCACGACAGUUUUGACAAUGACAUUUCUUGGUCUAGAAGCGAGAACUGAUUUGCCAAAAGUUCCUUAUCCAACUGCCCUCGAUUUUUUUGUCUUUCUUUCGUUUGCCUUUAUUUUUGCAACUAUCAUUCAAUUUGCUGUGGUUCAUUACUUCACCAAAUAUGGAUCUGGUGAAUGUUACUUUAGUUCGGAUCUCAGCGAUUCCGACAAUUCCAGUGACGAGGAAACUGUAUGUCGACCACGCAAAAAAGAAUCGAAUCGAAGAUCAUCGGGAAAUUCGUCGCAGCCAAAUAAAAAUAGUCGAAAUUUUACGAUGAACGAGGAAGGUGUCAUUGAAGUAAUUCCACUUUCGGCACUACCAGAACCAGAAGAUAAUGAUAGUGGACAAUGGCAAUUGUCGUGUGUUCCACGACAACCACCACCACCAAAGCCACCACGUGUUCCUCCUUCACGAAGACGUCAUAGACGUGUUCCUAGAUAUAAUUCUGUCUCAAAAAUCGAUCGCGCAAGUCGUGUCGUUUUUCCUCUAUUCUUUCUCACCAUCAACGUCUUUUACUGGUAUGCUUAUUUGUCAAGAAGCGAAAGAAUCAGCUACUAUCAUCCAAAUUCUUCAUAAAAAAAAAAUGAGGAAGGAAAAAAUAAUUUUUCUCCAAAGUAGAAGAAUUUAGUAAUUUUUUUUUUUUAAAUUUAAAAUUUAAAUUUAAAUUUUUUUUACAAAUUUAAAUAUAAAUUGAUUAUUUAUUUAUUAAAGGUAAAUAGAUUUACUAUUUUUUUAAUAGAAAUUUUUAUUUAUAUAUUUAUUUUUAUUUAUAUUUUUACUGAAUAUAAAAAUAUUUUUUUGACCAACAUGCACGAUAAACGGAACAUUCUGUAUGGAGGGCGGAAAGUGGAUCUUUGCCGCCCGGUAAACAGCUAAAAAAAAGAUUUUCUCUCCGCUAACGUCACGUGAUAGUCUCGUGACGUCAGCGGGAGGAAAAUAGUUUUUUACGCCCGCUGUUAUUUAAAGCAUUAAAUAAUUAAUAAUUUUAUUUAUUUAUAUAAUUAUUAUUAUUAUUAUUUUGAUUCAUAUAAUUAUUGUUAU
Leptopilina boulardi is the source of this 2635-nucleotide messenger RNA. RefSeq names its product gamma-aminobutyric acid receptor alpha-like (gene Grd). Gene Ontology annotation, cellular component: synapse; neuron projection; membrane. The record is from RefSeq and is a predicted model, not a curated record. The transcript has 9 exons. Bases 704 to 2170 code for a protein of 488 amino acids. Lineage: Eukaryota; Metazoa; Arthropoda; Insecta; Hymenoptera; Figitidae. Gene Ontology annotation, biological process: chemical synaptic transmission; nervous system process; monoatomic ion transmembrane transport. Gene Ontology annotation, molecular function: GABA-A receptor activity; extracellular ligand-gated monoatomic ion channel activity; neurotransmitter receptor activity.